Messenger RNA from Populus trichocarpa (black cottonwood), 939 nucleotides. RefSeq names its product 60S ribosomal protein L18-2. The transcript is spliced from 5 exons. The record is from RefSeq and is a predicted model, not a curated record. Gene Ontology annotation, cellular component: cytosolic large ribosomal subunit; ribosome. Gene Ontology annotation, biological process: translation. Gene Ontology annotation, molecular function: RNA binding; structural constituent of ribosome. The coding region runs from base 157 to 720 and encodes 187 amino acids. NCBI's taxonomy places the organism in Eukaryota, Viridiplantae, Streptophyta, Magnoliopsida, Malpighiales, Salicaceae.
GAAUAGAUUUGGUGAACAAAAAGAGCCCGGCCCAAACGUGUGUUUUUACCGAAGGGUCUUAAAACCCUAGCCUCCCCCACUCGCUGCUUCUCUUCCCUUUCAAGGACGCUUGAUUUGCCUCUACCCCAGCAGUCGAGCAGUAACAGCACAACAACAAUGGGUAUUGAUUUGAAGGCCGGUGGAAAGAGUAAGAAGACUAAGAGAACAGCUCCAAAGUCCGAUGAUAUCUACCUCAAGCUCCUCGUCAAGUUGUACCGGUUUUUGGUGAGGAGGACAGGCAGCAAGUUCAAUGCGGUGAUACUGAAGAGACUCUUCAUGAGCAAGAUCAACAAGCCUCCUCUUUCUCUCUCUCGUUUGAUCACUUUCAUGAAGGGCAAGGAAGACAAGAUUGCCGUUGUUGUUGGGACUAUAACUGAUGAUAUUAGGGUUUAUGAGGUCCCUGCUCUCAAGGUUACUGCCUUGAGGUUCACCGAAACUGCUCGUGCUAGGAUUGAGAAGGCAGGUGGAGAAUGCUUGACUUUUGACCAACUUGCUCUUCGUGCUCCUCUUGGUCAGAACACGGUUCUCCUCAGAGGUCCCAAGAAUGCUCGUGAGGCUGUGAAACACUUUGGACCAGCUCCUGGUGUGCCACACAGCCACACAAAGCCCUACAUACGGUCAAAGGGAAGGAAAUUUGAGAAGGCUAGGGGUAAAAGGAAUAGCAAGGGAUUUAGGGUUUGAAUGCAGUACCUCAUGCAGAAAAUACAGAUCAGCCUUCCAAAUCCAAGGUGCAAUAUGCAAUUGGUUGUUUGAUCUCUUUUUUCCUUGUCUUCUCAUGUUGAACAAUUACAUUGUCUUUAGAAAGUUAAAAAGGUUUCAGUUUCUUUUCAAUAUUUUGAUCUAAGCAAAUGAUUUUGUUUGUCAACUGGUAAUUAAUGGUUUACUUCUGAAUUUCAGCAA